Messenger RNA from Miscanthus lutarioriparius, 1443 nucleotides. The record is from the annotation of a GenBank genome assembly. Lineage: Eukaryota; Viridiplantae; Streptophyta; Magnoliopsida; Poales; Poaceae.
AUGUCGACUCGACCUGAGAAGCCAGCCACCCACGCGGUGUUCUUCCCAUUCCCGGCGCAGGGCCACGUCACGCCGGCACUGCACCUGGCCAAGCUCCUCCACGUCCGUGGCGGCGUCCGCGUCACCUUCGUCCACUCCGACCGCAACCGCCGUCGCCGCCGCCUGCUCCGCACACGAGGCCCCGCCGCGCUGGCCGGCGCCCCGGGCUUUGGCUUCGCCUCCAUCCCGGACGGCCUUCCGCCGCCCUGUGGUGAAGACGAUGGCGACUCCCCGCAGGUCAUGGUCAGCCUGCUUGCGUCACUCGACACCUUUGUCCCGCACCUCAAGAAACUGCUCGACGACCUGUCUGCCUCCGGAGCACCGGCAACAUGCGUCGUCUCCGACAUCGAUCCCGUCCUGCGCGCCGCCGCGGACGUGGGUGUUCGGGCGGUGGCCUUCUGGACGACGAGCGCCUGCGGGCUCCUGGCGUCCCUGCAGUGCCAGCAACUCAUCGACAAGGGCAUAAUUCCCCUCAAAGAUGAAGAGCAGCUGCGCGAUGUCUACCUGGACAGCACGGUCAUCGACCCGGUGCCGGGGCUGCCGGCAGACAUGCGCCUGCGCGACAUGGCAAGCUUCGUCCGGACAACGGACCCCGAUGACCCCGUGCUCCGCAUCGUCCUUGCACACAUGCAGGCUCUACCGACGGCCGCGACCGCCGUCGUCCUCAACACGUUCGGCGAGCUGGAGGGCGAGGUCGUCGCCGCCAUGUCGGCCGUCCUUCCACCCAUCUAUGCCGUCGGCCCGCUCCCGCUGCUCACGGAAGCCGAUUCCGGCCCACUGGAGACGCUGAGCGCCAACCUCACCAAGGAGGACGACGGGUGCCUGGCUUGGCUCGGGAGCAAGGAACCCCGGUCCGUGGUGUAUGCCAACUUCGGGAGCAUAGUCGUGCUGACGAGCCAGCAGAUCGAGGAGUUCGCGUGGGGGUUGGCCAACAGCGGCUACCACUUUCUGAUGGUGCUCAGGGGCGCCAUGCAGACGACCACGACGCUAGCGCCGGAGUUUGUCGAGGCGACCAAGGACCGGGGCUAUGUGACGAGCUGGUGCCCUCAGCGGGAGGUGCUCCGGCAUCAGGCCAUCGGCGUGUUCCUGACGCACUGUGGGUGGAACUCCAUGCUCGAGGGCAUCUGCUCCGGGGUGCCCAUGCUGUGCUGGCCCUUUGGUGCGGACCAGCAUACCAACCGCCGAUUCGCCUGCACGGAAUGGCGCGUUGGCGUCGAGAUCGGCAGCGACGUCAAGAGAGGGGAGGUGGAGACGCUAGUAAGAGAUGUCAUGGGAGGGGAGAAAGAAAGGAAGAUGAGAGGACAAGCUGCCCAAUGGGAGGAGAGAGCAUCUGCGGCUUCAGAGCCAGGUGGGCCCUCUUGGGUCAACUUUGAUAGGUUGCUCAAUGAGGUUUUCCAUGCUUGA